Suncus etruscus (white-toothed pygmy shrew) is the source of this 7405-nucleotide messenger RNA. RefSeq names its product bridge-like lipid transfer protein family member 2 (gene BLTP2). NCBI's taxonomy places the organism in Eukaryota, Metazoa, Chordata, Mammalia, Eulipotyphla, Soricidae. The coding region runs from base 109 to 6804 and encodes 2231 amino acids. The transcript is spliced from 39 exons. The record is from RefSeq and is a predicted model, not a curated record.
GUGGACGGAGCCGGAGCUGGCGCCGGCGCCGGGCAGUGGGCUGGGGGUGGGUGGGAGUCGCGAUUCCCGUGUGGGUCGGGGCCGGAGCCAUGCUGCGCCGGGGCUGGAAUGCUCCUGUUCGUCGCGUGCUUGGCCUUGCUGUGCUUUGUGCUCGGCGCCCUCCUGGGCCGGUGGCUUCUGGUCCGGAUAGCCACCAAGUGGUGUGAGCAGAAGCUGCAGGCAAAGCUAAAGAUUGGCUCCUUUUUUCGAAUCCAAAAUGUCAGUCUUAAGUUUCAGCAGCACCAACAAACAGUGGAAAUUGAUAGCCUGUGGAUUUCCAGCAAGCCCCUUAGUCGUGAUCUACCACGCUAUGUGGCUUUGCGCUUUGGAGAAGUGCGUAUCAGAACGGAUCUGCAGGAGGCUUCCAGCCUUUUUGCCCCAUUCUCUCAGAGCACUGGGGUGCAUAAAAAGGAGAUGUCCUUUAGCCCAUCUUUAUUGAAAAUCUUCUGCCAGCUAUUCUCCAUUCAUGUAGAUUCUAUAAAUAUCAUGGUUCUCAAGGUGGCUACCUCUGAGUCCCUGUGGCAUAUCCAAAUCAGGGAUAGCAGCUUUCUUUUGAAUUGUGAUGGGAAAAGGCUAAAAUGCGAGGUGAACCUAAAUCAGAUCAACAGCAAAGUUCUAAAGAGUGGUCAGUUGGAGGACACCUGUCUUGCAGAACUCUCACUGGCUCUAAAAUUGUGUCUAGAGAUAAGCAUUAGUAGUUGGCAACUGAAGGCAAUCUCUGUGGAAGUGAGGAAACUACAGGGUGAGCUGCAUGAAGGUCUUUUUCAUAGUCAACUGCUUCGUCAGGGACCUAGUCUGUCACCCUCGCCUGUUUCCUGUUCAGAGAUGACUGAGGACUUGACUGAGCCAGUUCUGCCUGGGCUGUAUUUUCUUCAACGACUGCCAAACCAGGUCAAAGUGGAGGUUGAAAUCAUAAGUGUGGUAUUGUCCAUGAAUAGUCAAAAGAGGCAUCUGAACUGUACACUGAAGAGGCUAGGUUUUUUAUAUCACUGCGAUGAAGAUCAACUUCCACUUCGAAGCUUCACAUCAAAGUCUGAUAUGGCACAGAUGACCUCUGAACUCGUGCUGAAAGAUGGAUUAUUGCUGUCCCAGAGCCGCCAGCGCAUUGUCUGCCUCAAUUUUCUCAAGGUUAGUGUGCAGGUGACCACCAUUGACCUCUCAUCCACCCUGAUUUUGAACACUUGCAUUAUUCAUUACCGGCACCAAGAAUUCUCUCAUUGGCUACAUAUGCUAGCACUGGAUACUCAAAGGUCAAGUUCAUCUAUUCUUAAAAGAGAAGAAAGAUUCUUCCCCCAGAUUCUGGCUCCUAUCAACUUAAGCACCUCUAUCUCCAAUGUCAACAUUUCUAUUCAGCUGGGAGAUACACCACCCUUUGCCUUGGGAUUCAAUUCUGUCUCUCUGGAUUACCAGCACUUGAGGUCACAGAGUAUUCAUCAGCGGGGCGUCCUAACUCUAGAUCAUCUCUGUUGGCGGGUGGGCAGUGACUCCCACAUUCAGCGGGCAUCCCACCCACCCAAUAUGCAUGUUUGGGGUGAGGCACUUGUCCUGGACUCCUUCACACUGCAGGGUAGCUAUAACCAGCCUCUGGGCACAUCCAGCACCCAGUCAGAUACCCUCUUUCUGGACUGUACUAUUCGAGGACUGCAGGUAGAAGCAUCAGACACCUGUGCCCAAUGUCUGUCUCGAAUUUUAUUAUUGAUGGGCCCACAGUCUGGCAAACCAACUGUUUCUAGAGAAUCUUCAUUUGGAGAAUCUGUGUCAUUAUUGUGGAAGAUGGACUUGAAGGUGGAGGACAUGAACUUGUUCACCCUUUCUCCUCUAGUUGGUGCUUUAGAGGUUCGACUGGACACGUUGACUAUCCUGGGCAGUGCUGAAACAUCGACCGUGGAUAUUCAAGGACUUGUACUUGCACUGGUGAAGUCAGUCACAGAGAAGAUGCAGCCCUGUUGCAAGGCUCCUGACAUUCCUGCUCCAGUGCUCUAUCUCUCCAUACUCUCCAUCACCUAUCACAGCAGCAUCCACUCUCUAAAGGUUCAUUGUGGUACAGGAUUGACUUUACUAUGGAGCCCUCCAGAUCACAUGUACCUAUAUCAGCAUAUCCUAGCUACUUUACAGAGCCAAGAUCUUCUGAGAGCUACUCUGUUUCCCGAGACUGUUCCACUUCUUGAACUAGAGAUUCCUAGGACUGCUUGUGAGUUAGAAAGCCUGGAGCCAUCUCCCCGAAAGCGACUGCUAAACUUAACACUAGAAGUGAGCACAGCCAAACUGACAGCAUUUGUAGCUGAGGACAAGUUCAUUACCCUGGCUGCCGAGAGUGUUUCAAUCAGCCGACAUGGGAGUUCACUGGAGGUUUACUGUCCAGAGCUGGCUGCUGGAUUUGAUGGCAAUGCUAUUUUCAGUUUCAAGGAGGUGGAGUUGCAGCUGCUACCUGAACUGGAGGAGAUGAUCCUCCAUCGAAAUCCCUUCCCUAUGUUACAGACCCUCCGAAACCGUGUUUGGCUUCUCUCCUUGGGCUCAGUUUCAGUGGAGUUUCCUUAUCAGUAUGACUUCUCUCGAACUUUAGAUGAGGCUGUGGGAGUGCAGAAAUGGUUGAAGGGCCUGCAUCGAGGAACUCAUACUCAGGCCUCUCCAAGUUCAACCCCCCUCCCACCUGAUCUAUUUUUGAAGAUUCAGCACUUCUCAUUUGUUUUUCUGGAUGACAUUUUUGAGGUGAAGCUUCGUGAUAACUAUGAACUGAUGAAGGAUGAAAGUAAGGAAAGUGCCAAAAGGCUACAGCUAUUGGAUGCUAAAGUCGCUGCCCUUCGGAAACAGCAUGGAGAGUUAUUGCCAGCCCGCAAAAUUGAGGAACUUUAUUCUUCUUUGGAACACAAAAACAUUGAAAUCUACAUCCAGCGCUCCCGUCGUCUCUAUGGCAACACCCCCAUGCGCCGGGCACUGCUCACUUGGAGCCUAGCAGGGUUAGAGUUGGUGGCUUUGGCAGAUGCUUCCUUCCAUGGUCCUGAACGUGUGUUAGAGCAGGUUCGAGAACUUGAUCCAGUCAGCCCAUUUCCUGCAGAAGGAAUAGAUCUUGCUAUUCAGUGGUGUCGUAUGAUUAAAUGCAGUGUCAAGACAUUUCUGGUUCGGAUAAGAGACUAUCCCCGGUACCUGUUUGAAAUCCGUGACUGGAGACUGGUGGGUCGGCUUGUGGGCACUGAGCAAUAUGGUCAGCCUUCUUCCCGUCGACGUCAAAUAUUGCAUUUGGGGCUUCCUUGGGGUAAUGUGGCAGUCGAGAGGAAUAUGCCCCCACUCAAAUUCUACCAUGACUUCCACUCGGAAAUCUUCCAGUAUACAGUGGUUUGGGGCCCAUGCUGGGAUCCAGCCUGGACACUGAUUGGCCAAUCUGUAGACCUCUUGACUAAACCCUCAGCUGAUCCCAGCCCACCCUUGCCCUGGUGGGACAAGAACCGUCUUCUGUUCCAUGGGAACUGGCACAUGGACAUUGAACAGGCCAAUCUGCACCAACUUGCUACUGAGGAUCCAUACAACACAACUGAAAACAUGCACUGGGAGUGGAACCACUUGUCAUUUCACUGGAAACCCUGUCAGUUUGUAUUCAAGGGUGAUCUGGAUGUCAAUGUGAGAACAGCCUCUAAGUAUGAUGACUGCUGCUUCCUUCAUCUGCCUGACCUCUGCAUGACACUGGACCUGCAGUGGCUAUGCCAUGGGAACCCCCACGAUCACCAUAGUGUUACUCUGUGGGCCCCAGAGUUCCUACCUGAGGUACCCUUGGGGCAAUUUCAUGACUCCUACCGGGCCUUCCGUUCCAAAAACCUCAAUCUCUCCAUCAAGAUGGAUCUGACUCGACACAGUGGGACAAUAUCUCAGCCCCACAUUUUGCUAUAUAGUAGUACACUGCGCUGGAUGCAAAACUUCUGGGCCACUUGGACUAGUGUCACUAGACCUAUCUGCAGGGGAAAACUCUUCAAUAAUUUGAAACCCAGCAAAAAGAAACUUGGCCAGCACUAUAAGCAGCUUUCCUAUACUGCAUUCUUUCCACAACUACAGGUGCAUUAUUGGGCCUCAUUUGCCCAGCAGCGGGGCAUCCAAAUUGAAUGCAGCCAGGGACAUGUCUUCACUCGGGGAACUCAGCGGCUUAUACCUCAAGCAGGCACAGUGAUGCGACGCCUCAUCUCUGAGUGGAGUAUAACCCAAAUGGUUAGUGACCUGAGUGAAGUGACUGUUCACCUGAUGGCCUCACCUACUGAAGAGAAUGCUGAUCACUGUCUUGAUCCCUUGGUAACAAAGACUCAUCUACUGAGCCUGUCUUCCCUUACCUACCAACGGCAUAGCAAUCGCACAGCUGAAGAGGUAAUGACAGUCUCUUUUGUAUUUGUAUCAAUAGGCGAUCCUGCCUUUCAUACACAUCAGCUACACCUGGUAGAUUUACGGGCUUCUUGGACAACCACCAAUCGAGAUAUUGCUUUUGGUUUAUAUGAUGGCUACAAAAAGGCAGCUGUACUCAAACGUAAUCUUUCUACUGAGGCCCUGAAAGGAUUAAGGAUUGAUCCCCAGAUGUCAGCCAAAAAGCCAAAGCAGAGUGUCGAGACCAGUGCCCCUGCCCCACCUCCUGCCACCAUUCCCAGCUUAAGUGUUCAGCCUGAUAAGGAAUCAUCAGGAGGUGCAUAUAUGCUACAGAAGUUGAUUGAAGAGACAGAUAGGUUUGUAGUGUUCACAGAAGAGGAAUCAGGUGUAAGUGACCAGUUGUGUGGCAUUGCUGCCUGCCAGACAGAUGAUAUAUAUAAUCGAAACUGCCUUAUUGAGCUCGUCAACUGCCAGAUGGUCCUUCGUGGAGCAGAAACUGAAGGCUGUGUCAUUGUGUCAGCUGCCAAAGCCCAAUUGCUGCAGUGCCAACACCAUCCAGCCUGGUAUGGUGACACAUUGAAGCAAAAGACAUCCUGGACUUGUCUGUUGGAUGGCAUGCAGUACUUUGCCACUACUGAAAGCAGUCCCACUGAGCAGGAUGGUCGACAGCUCUGGUUAGAGGUGAAGAAUAUUGAGGAGCAUCGUCAGCGUAGCCUGGACUCUGUGCAGGAGUUGAUGGAGAGUGGACAAGCAGUGGGAGGCAUGGUUACCACCACCACAGACAGUGACCAGCCAACUGAAGCACACGCCCAACAAGUCCAGCGGAUCAUUUCACGCUGCAACUGCCGAAUGUACUAUAUCAGUUAUAGCCAUGAUAUUGAUCCUGAUCUGGCAACUCAGAUUAAGCCACCUGAGGUUCAUGAGAACCAGGAAAAGGAAGAUCUCCUAAAGAAGCAAGAAGGAGCUGUAGAUACCUUCACUCUUAUUCAUCAUGAGCUAGAAAUUUCCACCAAUCCGGUUCAGUAUGCCAUGAUAUUGGAUAUUGUCAACAAUCUACUGCUCCAUGUAGAACCCAAACGGAAGGAACAUAGUGAGAAGAAGCAGCGGGUUAGGUUCCAGUUGGAGAUCUCUAGCAAUCCUGAGGAGCAACGCAGCAGUAUAUUACAUUUGCAGGAGGCUGUACGACAGCAUGUGGCUCAGAUACGGCAGCUGGAAAAGCAGAUAUAUUCUAUCAUGAAGUCUUUGCAGGAUGAUAGCAAGAAUGACAACCUACUUGACCUGAACCAAAAACUUCAGCUGCAGUUAAACCAGGAGAAAGCUAAUCUACAGUUGGAAAGUGAAGAGCUUAAUAUCCUCAUCAGGUGUUUUAAGGAUUUUCAGUUGCAACAGGCCAAUAAGAUGGAGCUACGAAAGCAACAAGAAGAUAUCAGUGUGGCCCGUCGCACUGAAUUCUAUUUUGCUCAGGCACGGUGGCGCCUGACAGAGGAAGAUGGACAGCUAGGAAUUACUGAACUGGAGCUACAGCGAUUUCUCUAUAGCAAGGUGAAUAAGUCUGAUGACACAGCUGAACAUCUUCUGGAGUUGGGCUGGUUCACUAUGAACAAUCUUCUUCCUAAUUCUGUGUAUAAGGUAGUCCUACGACCCCAGAGCUCCUGUCAGUCUGGGCGACAGCUAGCAUUGCGCCUCUUCAGCAAAGUUCGACCCCCAGUUGGAGGUAUCUCUGUGAAAGAGCAUUUUGAGGUAAACGUCGUGCCUCUCACCAUCCAGUUGACACACCAGUUCUUCCAUAGAAUAAUGGGCUUUUUCUUUCCUGGCCGAAAUGUGGAAGAUGAUGAGGUUGGUGAUGAAGAAGAUAAAUCCAAACUGGUGACUACUGGAAUACCGGUGGUAAAGCCUCGGCAGCUGAUUCCAACAGAUGAUGCAGCACCACUGGGCCCUGGGAAGGGUGUGACACAGGGCUUAAAUCGGAGUUCCGGAGUCAGAAGGUCAUUUCGAAAGGGAGCUGAGCACCCUGUAGAUGAUAUUGACAAGAUGAAAGAGCGAGCUGCUAUGAACAACUCCUUCAUCUACAUAAAGAUUCCACAGGUUCCACUGUGUGUCAGCUAUAAGGGUGAGAAGAACAGUGUUGACUGGGGUAACCUUAACCUGGUUCUUCCAUGUCUGGAGUAUCACAACAACACAUGGACAUGGCUAGACUUUGCCAUGGCUGUCAAGAGGGACAGUCGCAAAGCUUUGGUUGCCCAGGUAAUUAAAGAAAAACUAAGGUUGAAGACUGCCACAGGGACUGAAGUCCAGGGAAAGCUAAAAACUACAUCAGAUCGCAACAUGCAGCAGCAGGAAGAGGAGAAAGCUCGGCUCCUCAUCGGUUUAAGAGCGGGCAACAAGAACCCUGGCAAGAAAUCCAUCUUUGGCUGGCGCAAGUGAUCUAGCAAGAGUGUUGCUGCACACCAUCUGACUCUGGCUCAUGCUCUAGGACUGUGGGAUAGGAGGCACUUCCCUUUCGCUCCAGUAGGGUGUUGGGGUAGUUACUGUGGAGAGGCAUUGCUCUUUAGCAUCUUAUCUGUUCCCCGAAGAGCGUGGUGGACAUUAAUGCUGAGUUCUACCUCACACUGAUCAGUAGGUGCCGGGCCAGAGAGACAUCAAGAGAGUGAGACCCAGAGAAUAGACCCAGGACUAGGAUCUGGUUCUCCGGGAAUUAGCUGAAAGGGUGGGGAAGACAGUCCUGAUCAAAUGUGCUAAAUCUUUAUAAACAUACAUACAUUUAAAUUUAUACAUAUAUAUUUAUAAGUGUAACUGCUCUCCCUUGUGCCAGAAACCUGAGGUUGAGGGUAGGGGGCUGAUUUAUCCCUCAUUCCACUGCCUUGAAUGAAAGAGGUAUUGGUGUUCUGGGGUAAAUCAGCCCCUCCUCAUUCUGCCAAGCUCAUUUGGGAAGAUGGCAAUAAAUGCCAGGUUGGCCACAGUGUCCCUGGGUUAUGACCUGGAGAAUGAUAAAUGAUUUAAAGAGAAAAAUAUAUUUUAAAUUUGA